ACUUUGUCCGAAAGACGUCAUUGGGCGCAGCGGCUGCAUUGGACGCUAUUUAUAGACUGUCAGCCCAUCUAAAUUUACCAAAUCGUGCUCGCUCUUAUUAACACACUUCCCGCAAUUCAUCCGCGAGCUGAGCCAACACGUCACCAAAGCAAACCCUUCUUCGACCUUGGCCACAGGCACUUCCUUUUGGGUCGAUUUUCUGCAAUAGAAUAUUUAGCAACUUGACUGUCACAUCAGCAAUCGCUUCAUUCCGCUCACAUACAGCUAGAAUGGCCGAAGAACGGCGGAACGACUUCCCUACAGAAGGUUUGCAAGCAAUGGUGAAUGUUGCUCAAAAGGCGCGGCUAGCGUUUCACCAGGACUUUCGGCGAGCCUUCCCAUCGUUAAUGGAUUUGAGCGUGGAAAAGGUUUUGAGCAAUGAAACACGCUUUUGCAAUUUCAGCGGUGUAAAUAGCUUCCAGCUUUUACCCAGUACGCUGCUGCAAAGGUUGAUCGACGUAGCGUACAGCAGGUCCGUCAGCGUUCCCUUUCUAAAGUUGCUUCUAAACGAGCGGACGCAAGAGUUUGAUUUGAGAUGCGUGCCGGAGAAGAGCUGGCAUCAAGUCUGGAAACAUAUCUGUCAAAAUUGCAGGCAGCUCGGCAAAAUCCAAUUCCCGGAAAGUUUUAGUCGGACUGACGUCCUCGAGGAUGUUUUACAAAUGAGAAAUUUAAGGAGCUUAUCAGCGUUGGGAAACUUUGUGCUUUUCCCAGGAGAUGUCUUGAGAAUAAGCAAUUCUCUUCCGCAUUUAAAUUCCCUUCAUCUUGUCGUUGCCCAGAACUUCCUCAGUCAGAACGGUCACAGGCCAUUGGCCAACUUAAAAAACCUAACGGAUCUAUGCCUUAAACAAGAGUCUGCCUUUCCACUUUACUUUGAGGAAGAGGAGCUCAUCAAAAUACAGGCAGUGCGGGCAAAAAUAUACCUUUACAAGCGUCUUCCCUACCUUCGAAAAUGCGUGGUUGACGUUCACUUCAGAAUUUCGGACAAUUGGGAUGACGACUUCCUGAGUUUAUUGCCUUCUCAAAGAUGCUGCCAUCUGAAAAAGGUCACUUUAGACCACCGACUAAGCAAGUGCAAGUGGCCCAAAAAUGUGAUAGUGGAUGAGCUGCAUUUAAUUUCUCGGUUCAAAACGAUGGAAAACCUGUGGAAAAUACAGGAAUUGAAAAAUGUGCAAAAAAUCGUGAUGGAUGAAUUCCAACCUCAAGCUAUUGGCAUGGCUUUGAAAAAUUUCUCAGAGUCCUUGCGGUCUCUAUCGAUUAUUUCUUACGACUGCUCUUCUACCGAAUCAUUUGGUUUCGAUUUAUUUAGUCUUAUUUUGAGCUGUCCGCUUCUUGAAGAAUUUCAAUAUAUCGGCUAUUAUAAGCUCUUGAAUUCCAAUCAGUGCUCUCGUAUAACACUUCAGCAUUUAAAACAUAUAAAGUUCCACAGUUAUAGCUGUAUUGAUUCAACUCAAUCUUCGGAAUUUUUGAGAUUUGUGAUAAAGCAUUCACCGAAGCUCCAGAUUUUAGAAAGUGGCAAUAUUUCGGUGAAUGAUAUUCUGUGGAUGAAUUGUGAGAAUGGAAUAAGCAAAUCCUUGCGAGCAUUAAACGUUUUAUGUCCAAGUGUGAAUAUUCGUGUAGAAGAAUCUAGAAAUUUUAUUGCAGCUCUCAAGCUGUUUCUGGUUACGUGUGUUCCUCUUGAAAAUAUUGAUGUCCAUUAUAUUGGGGAGAGUACUAAAAAUUUUAUUAUUGAAGGUGAAAAACUGAACAAUUUUUGUGAUCAGCUAAUUAAUAUUGUCUGUUCUGUAACGCCGUUUGAUCCUGUUUUAUUUUAAAUACGUAUAAUUUAACUAUUUUCGGCAUCCCCAUUAAUAUCUCAUCUGAUAAUUUCAAAUUUAAUACUAAUGGACUUCAAUUUUCCAAUGAUAUUUUAAAUUACUGGAAUCAUAAUUUUACGAUUGAUAAUGGAUUUUAUGAAAACCUUAUAAAAUCCAUAAAAUUCAGAACUAUAUAAUUUUCUAACAGAACUGAAAAUAAAUAAGUUUCUCGCUCAACGAAUUAUGUAACUUUUUGAAUAUUUUGCACUGCAAAGGUAAGUGCUCCGAACCCCACUUCUUGCCCCUUUAAAACCAGCGGUUAAUUGAAAGUUAAUUUUUCCACAACGUCACAACGGGUAAGUGUGGGAGACGUCCGCAGACUAACAUAUUUCUUUAGUUGGCAGAGUAAGUGGUGAGAGUCCAAUAUUUCACUUAUAGCUUAUUCCUCUUCAUUUCAGUUCAGUUCCUGUUCCGAUUCCAUUUAAUUUCACAUUGUUCAAAGUGAAGAUAUUGGAUUUCAAAUUAACCUCGUUGUAAUAUACACAUUAUAAUUUCUUCUCUAUCGUCUAAAUUCAGUUCUCAAUACAAUUAAGUCCUUAUUAAACCAGCCUAUUUCAUUUUCCUAACCUAGGAAUUAAAGAACUUACGCUUCCAUGAUCCGCUCGCCUUUUAAUCUUCAUAUUUUCACAAUUAAAAUCAAUUUCCUAAAUCAUAUAUUCCAUUUCCAACUUUGGGAACCAAUUAAAGUUGGUGGUAUCAGAAAUAAUCCUGAUAGGGCGUUGUUCUCCCAGGAGGGUAACUACCGUGGAAUUCUGUCCUGGGGCCCCAUCCUUUCAGGGGACCACGAAGGUUGCGACUUGAAUCUAGUGAAAUAGGCUAUUUUUUCAUAUUUCAUCUGCCUCACUAGUCCUGACAGAGCCGCAAUUGACAUAACCAUUUAGUAACAAAUUAUCCCCAAAUUCCAUUUUUGGCUAUUUUCAUUUUGUUAUCC
Messenger RNA from Cloeon dipterum, 2823 nucleotides. RefSeq lists its product as uncharacterized. The coding region runs from base 270 to 1850 and encodes 526 amino acids. NCBI's taxonomy places the organism in Eukaryota, Metazoa, Arthropoda, Insecta, Ephemeroptera, Baetidae. The transcript is spliced from 4 exons. The record is from RefSeq and is a predicted model, not a curated record.